Molecule: messenger RNA, 263 nt
Organism: Gryllus bimaculatus (two-spotted cricket)
Lineage: Eukaryota; Metazoa; Arthropoda; Insecta; Orthoptera; Gryllidae
Source: the annotation of a GenBank genome assembly
CUCCUUCGGGAGAAGGUGAGGGGCGGACGCUCGGACCUAAAAUUAAUUUUAGGUUACCAACUUCAAAAUUCUUGGUGUUCAAAGCAUAACAUUCAAAAUGGGUCUGGACCAUUGUCGAAUGGGAAUGUGCGGAGGUGUGGCGGAUUUGCCGGCUUGUCGGCUGUGAAGCAGACUGCACUGUUCUGCCCUGCGCUGAGCGUCUCAUCCGACUUUCUGUUGCUUCUCCGGCGAGUUCUCGACCAAUCGGCAUCAAGAUGUCUCAG